GAACAAAACAAUCUAAAUCAUAAAUCUUGUAGUAAUUACAAUGGCGUCAGAGCAAGCAAGAAGAGAGAACGUGGUGAAGGAAAGAGAAGUUCAAGUAGAGAAAGACCGAGUCCCGAAGAUGACGAGUCAUUUCGAGUCAAUAGCCGAGAAAGGCAAAGACUCCGACACGCAGAGGCAGCAGGAGACGACGACACACUUUGUGUCGCUCUCGGACAAAGGAAACGAAGGAGAAGGUGAGUCCAAGAUGAAGAUGACUAAGAUGCCUCACACCGUUGGGAAGUUCGUUGUGCAUAGUGGUGAUAAGGAAGGAACGGGGAAGAAGGAGGAGGAGGAGCAAGAGAGGGCGUCACUAGAGGAUAUUCAAGGGUUUAGAGCCAAUGCUCAGCAACAAUCUAUGGAUACGGUAAGAGCAGCGGAGGAGAGGUAUAACAAGGCUAAGGAGAGUUUGAGCCGUGGCGGACAAGGAGGACAACAAGUGGAGGGAAGAGGAAGAGAGAGUGGUGUCCAUGUUACUCACGUUGGGACUGAGAAAGGAGGAAACGUGCAAGACACGGCAAGUGAGAAGACUCAGAGAGCUUCUGAUUACGCGAGGGAGAAGGCAAGGGAAGCUGGACACGUGGGGGCUCAGAAAGGGCAAGAGGCUGAGGAGCAAGCUGGUAGAGCUAAAGAUUACACUAUGGAGAAGGGAGGAGACGUGAAGGACACGGCAAGUGAGAAGACUCAGAGAGCUUCUGAUUACGCGAGGGAGAAGGCAAGGGAAGCUGGACACGUGGGGGCUCAAAAAGGGCAAGAGGCUAAAGAACAAGCUGCAAGAGCUAAAGAUUACACUAUGGAGAAAGCUGGUGAAGCCAAAGAGACUGCGGCUGAGAAGGCUCGGAGAGCUACUCAGUAUGCAACUGAGAAAGCAAAAGAAACAGCAAACAUGACAGCUGAACAAGCUGCAAGAGCCAAAGACUUAGCUUUACAGAAAGCUGCUGAAGCUAAAGACACAGCGGCUGAGAGGGCUAAGUAUGCAACUGAGAAAGGAAGAGAAACGGGAAGCACAGCAGCUGAAGAGGCCGCAAGAGCUAAAGACUUGGCUUUACAGAAAGCUGCUGAAGCUAAGGACGUUGCGGCUGAGAAAGCUCAGAGAGCUUCUCAGUAUAUGGCUGAGACAGGAAACACAGCAGCUGAAAAGGCUGUGAGAGCCAAAGACUACACUCUUCAGAAAGCUGUUGAAGCUAAGGACAUAGCGGCUGAGAAAGCUCAGAGAGCUUCUCAGUAUGUAACCGAGAAAGGUAGAGACACUGGAAACGUUGCUACUCAGAAAGGACAAGAAGCCAAAGAACAGACAGUUUCAGUGACGACAAAAGCCAAAGACUACACGGUUCAAAAGGCCGGUGAAGCGGUGGAGAUGAGCAAAGAAGCGGCUGAGUAUGCAAAGGAGACGGUGGUGGAAGGAGGCAAAGGCGCUGCACAUUACGCUGGAGUAGCCGCUGAGAAAGCGGCUGCGGUUGGGUGGACAGCGGCGCAUUUCACCACGGAGAAAGUGGUGCAAGGGACCAAAGCGGUUGCCGGUACGGUGGAAGGAGCGGUUGGCUCCGCAGGGCAUAAGGCGGCGGAAGUUGGUUCUAAGGCGGUGGACUUGACUAAGGAGAAAGCUGCAGUGGCUGCUGAUACGGUGGUUGGGUACACAGCGAGGAAAAAAGAGGAAGCUCAACACAGAGACCAAGAGACGCACCAGGGAGGUGAGGAAGAGAAGGGACAAGGUUAUGUCACGGAACCAAGGAGAGGGUUUCAAGAGGAGUACAAAGGAGGAAGAGGGAGUACCGAGGAAGAUGUCUUUGGGUAUGGACCAAAAGGCUUCUCCGGGGAAGGGAGGAGAGACAUCCGUGAGGACUACGGAAGAGGAAGGGAGAGUGAGGAAGAUGUCUUCGGAUAUGGAGCACAAGGAGGAGUCUCCAGAGACGUUGGAGAGGAGGAGUUAUACGGAGGAGGAGGAAGAAGGAACGAGAGAUAUGCCCAAGAACAAGGUGCUGGAGCGGGAGGAGUGCUCGGGGCUAUUGGCGAGACUAUAGCUGAGAUUGCGGAGAACACAAAGAAGAUAGUUAUUGGUGAUCCUCCUGAGAGGACACAUGAGCAUGGAACUGCUGGUUAUAUGGGACAGGAACAUGGACGUCGUUGAUAAGUGAAAAAGGAGACGUGUUUUGUUUUUUGUUGUUGUCUAAAAGGGUUUUUGUAUGUAAAUAACAAAAAGCUCUGUUUCUGUUAUGUAAUGGUUGGUGAACCAAAUACCAUCUCCACUGGUCUUUUAUCUACUCUUUGGAUCUCUUAAGAUAAAAGUGAACCUAGUACACACCAGCAGAACAAGAGCAUCAAUUAAUUUCACCUUUAGACCAUGUUUCAGAUCCAAGAACAUGAUAAAAAAAUUGGAGACAAAAC
Molecule: messenger RNA, 2421 nt
Organism: Brassica oleracea var. oleracea
Lineage: Eukaryota; Viridiplantae; Streptophyta; Magnoliopsida; Brassicales; Brassicaceae
Product: embryonic protein DC-8-like
Exons: 2
Coding region: 41-2164 (707 amino acids)
Source: RefSeq, a predicted model, not a curated record